Molecule: messenger RNA, 1874 nt
Organism: Drosophila sulfurigaster albostrigata
Lineage: Eukaryota; Metazoa; Arthropoda; Insecta; Diptera; Drosophilidae
Gene: L2HGDH
Product: L-2-hydroxyglutarate dehydrogenase, mitochondrial
Exons: 3
Coding region: 410-1804 (464 amino acids)
Molecular function (GO): (S)-2-hydroxy-acid oxidase activity; (S)-2-hydroxyglutarate dehydrogenase activity
Source: RefSeq, a predicted model, not a curated record
AUUUCAAAAUCAACACAAAAUUAAACUAACUUCUCGACAUGUAGUUGAUAUAAAGUGUGCGUAACAAAUUUGUGGUGCAUAGAAAUUUCAAAAAAGGUGGCCGACCACAAAAAGAAAGCUGCAAAUCGUAGACGCAAAUAUGAGCUAAUGGACAGGCUGUUAACGCACCAUUUCGCGCCAAGUUAGCGCUGUUAAACGCUCUUAUCAUCAGCUGAAUCAGCUGUUAUACCGCCCACUGUCCACCACCCACCGCCCGCCACAAGCACAGUCCAGCAAUAAAGUAACAUCUUGCUGCUAAAAAUUCCACUAGCAACGACGACGUCGCCUCAGUCGAGUUUCGUUUGUAUUUCGGGCAGCAAGGUCAAACAAGGUCUUUUUUUUUAGCAACAUACAUAAUAAGUAGAGCAUUAUGUCCCAGCUGCUCAGACAAAUAGGCGUCCAUCGCUGCUCGCUACGCUUCAAUCAGCUGGGAGGAUCGACGUCGAGGGCAACAACCCAAAUUCAGGACAGACAGCGCCGCUGGCAGCACAACAACAGCAAUCGCGAUUAUGAUCUUGUUGUCGUGGGCGGUGGCAUUGUGGGCGCGGCCUCAGCGCGCGAAAUACUGUUACGCCAUCCAUCACUGAAGAUUGCCGUGCUGGAGAAGGAACCCAAGUUGGCCAUGCACCAGAGUGGCCACAACUCGGGUGUCAUUCAUGCGGGAAUCUACUAUAAACCCGGCACAUUGAAAGCUCGCCUUUGUGUGGAGGGUUUGCACCUGGCUUACAAGUAUCUGGAUGAGCAUCAGAUUCCCUACAAGAAGGUGGGUAAACUCAUUGUGGCCACCGAUGCCCGGGAAGUCGAAUUGCUCAAGGAUCUGGAGCAGCGUGGCAUAGCGAAUAAGGUGCCCGAUUUGCGUAUGAUUGAAGGAGAUGAGAUUCAGGAGAUUGAACCCUAUUGCCGCGGCUUGAAGGCACUCCACAGUCCACACACUGGCAUUGUGGAUUGGGGUCUGGUUACCCAGCAUUAUGGCGAGGACUUUAAGCGCGCUGGCGGCGACAUUUACCUGGACUUUAAGGUGACCAAGUUCUCGGAGACCAAGGAAGGCAACGCUGGCGAUUAUCCAGUGACCAUUCAUGGUGGCAAACCGCAUCAAACAGUGCGCACUCGUAACGUCUUGACUUGUGGUGGCCUCCAGUCGGAUCUUUUGGCUGAAUUGACCGGCUGUCCUCGUUCCCCCCGCAUUGUGCCCUUCCGUGGCGAGUACUUGCUACUCUCCAAGGAGAAGCAACACAUGGUGCGUGGCAACAUUUAUCCAGUGCCCGAUCCCCGCUUCCCCUUCCUCGGUGUGCACUUCACGCCCCGCAUGGACGGCUCCAUCUGGCUGGGACCCAAUGCUGUGUUGGCGCUCAAGCGCGAAGGCUACACGUGGAGUGAUAUCAAUCUCUUUGAGCUCUUCGAUGCCCUGCGCUAUCCCGGCUUCCUCAAGAUGGCCAGCAAAUACAUCGGCUUUGGCCUCAGCGAGAUGAGCAAGUCGGCAUUCAUCAAUCUUCAAGUGAAAGCACUGCAGAAAUACAUCCCUGAGGUCACGGAGUAUGACAUUGAACGUGGCCCAGCUGGUGUGCGUGCCCAGGCUCUGGAUUUGAGUGGCAAUCUCGUGGAUGACUUUGUGUUUGAUCGUGGCGAGGGAUCCGGACCGCUGGCCAAGCGUGUGCUGCACUGCCGCAAUGCCCCAUCUCCUGGUGCCACCAGCAGCUUGGCCAUUGCCAAGAUGAUAGCCGACAAAAUCGAAACUGAAUUCGCUAUAGGAAAGAGCAGCUGUUAGCCCACUCGAAAAUCCCAAGUGUCUUUUUUUACAAAUUGAGCAUUAAACGCAUGUAUAUUUUGUAAUCUUA